GCCUAACGGAAAAUUAAACUAAGCACAUCUCUCUCUCUCUCUCUCUCUCUCUCUCUCUCUCUCUCUCUCUCUAUCUGGUUCUCGCCCGAAAGAUCUGUCCCAUUUCCAACACAGUCUCCGUUAGAUCGAGCUCUCCAGCCAAGCCCUCACUUAAAGACAUAAUUUGUAGCAAAAAAUGGCUAUGGUGGAUGAACCUUUAUACCCAAUUGCGGUUUUAAUCGACGAGCUCAAGAAUGAAGACAUUCAGCUCCGGUUGAACUCAAUCCGCAGGCUCUCCACCAUUGCUCGUGCACUUGGAGAAGAGAGGACCAGGAAGGAACUGAUUCCUUUCCUCAGUGAUAACAAUGAUGAUGAUGAUGAAGUGCUUCUGGCAAUGGCAGAAGAGUUGGGGGUGUUUAUCCCAUAUGUAGGUGGUGUAGAGUAUGCCAACAUUCUGCUCCCACCUUUGGAAACGCUCUGCACUGUUGAGGAAACAUGUGUGAGGGACAAAGCGGUGGAUUCAUUGUGUAGAAUUGGGGCGCAGAUGAGGGAGAAGGACUUGGUGGAGUAUUUCAUUCCUUUGGUUAAGAGACUUGCUGCUGGAGAAUGGUUUACAGCCCGAGUUUCAUCCUGUGGUUUGUUUCAUAUUGCUUAUCCUAGUGCCCCAGAGACUUUAAAGACUGAACUAAGAACAACAUACAGUCAACUGUGUCAAGAUGACAUGCCCAUGGUUAGAAGAUCUGCUGCUACUAACCUAGGAAAAUUUGCUGCAACUGUAGAAGCCGCGCACCUCAAAACUGACAUCUUGUCAAUAUUUGAGGAUUUGACGCAGGAUGAUCAGGAUUCUGUUCGGUUAUUGGCAGUAGAGGGUUGUGCAGCUCUUGGGAAGUUGUUGGAACCACAAGAUUGUGUGACCCAUAUUCUUCCUGUCAUUGUUAAUUUUUCACAGGAUAAGUCUUGGCGUGUUCGUUAUAUGGUUGCAAAUCAAUUAUAUGAGCUGUGUGAAGCUGUUGGUCCAGAAGCUACAAGGUCUGACCUGGUGCCUGCAUAUGUUCGGCUGCUUCGUGAUAAUGAGGCUGAAGUGAGAAUAGCUGCUGCAGGAAAAGUAACUAAGUUUUGCAGAAUUUUGAAUCCAGAGCUUGCUAUUCAGCAGAUCCUUCCAUUUGUGAAGGAAUUGUCAACAGAUUCAUCCCAACAUGUUCGUUCUGCAUUGGCUUCAGUAAUAAUGGGGAUGGCACCAGUUUUAGGAAAGGAUGCAACCAUAGAGCAACUACUGCCUAUUUUCCUUUCUCUUCUAAAAGAUGAAUUCCCUGAUGUCCGGCUGAAUAUUAUUAGCAAGCUUGAUCAAGUCAACCAGGUAAUUGGGAUUGAUCUGCUGUCCCAAUCUCUAUUGCCAGCAAUUGUUGAACUUGCAGAGGAUAGACAUUGGAGGGUUCGGCUCGCAAUAAUAGAAUACAUCCCUUUAUUGGCAAGUCAGUUGGGUGUAGGGUUUUUUGAUGAUAAGCUUGGGUCCCUUUGCAUGCAGUGGUUAAAUGAUAAGGUUUACUCAAUACGUGAUGCAGCUGCUAAUAAUGUGAAGCGCCUUGCAGAAGAAUUUGGCCCAGAUUGGGCAAUGCAGCAUAUAGUCCCACAGGUUUUGGAUAUGAUUAACAACCCUCACUAUUUGUAUCGAAUGACCAUUCUACAUGCAAUUUCCCUACUCGCUCCUGUUUUGGGAUCAGAAAUCACUUGUUCGAAACUUCUACCGGUUGUCAUCAAUGCAUCAAAAGAUAGGGUACCAAACAUCAAGUUCAAUGUGGCUAAAGUGUUGCAGUCAGUUAUUCCGAUAGUUGAUCAGUCUGUGGUGGAGAAGAUGAUUCGCCCUUGUUUGGUUGAGCUUAGCGAGGAUCCCGAUGUUGAUGUAAGGUCUUUUGCUAGCCAAGCUCUCCAGUCAAUUGAACAGGUCAUGAUGUCUAGCUAGCAAGAUCUUUGUCCUUAGUAUCCAUUUUGUUCAAAAGUUUUACCUUUUUUCUUGUAUCCCUUGUACGUGGACCACGAAAUUCCUAUGUAUCUUACCUUUUGAGACGCAGAGGUUCUUUGGUACCGUACGCUUAACAAUUUGCCAUGAUUUUGAUUUAUUUUAGUGUAUUUGUACCCGUCCGGUAUAGUAAUGCUGCAUCCAAAUAUGGUGUUGGAACUUGGAAUUUGUUGUCUCGCCUUUGAAUGAAACAGUUUUCUUUUC
Prunus dulcis (almond) is the source of this 2200-nucleotide messenger RNA. Its product is annotated as serine/threonine-protein phosphatase 2A 65 kDa regulatory subunit A beta isoform-like. The record is from RefSeq and is a predicted model, not a curated record. Gene Ontology annotation, molecular function: protein binding; protein phosphatase regulator activity. Lineage: Eukaryota; Viridiplantae; Streptophyta; Magnoliopsida; Rosales; Rosaceae. Gene Ontology annotation, biological process: protein dephosphorylation. Gene Ontology annotation, cellular component: protein phosphatase type 2A complex; cytoplasm. The transcript is spliced from 13 exons. The coding region runs from base 176 to 1939 and encodes 587 amino acids.